GAUGCCCAGACUUAAGUGGAUAACUUUCCUGCAACUUUUGAUUAUUUUUAAUGCUUUUUGGUCCGUCGAACUGAAAAGCAUAUUCCCUUCUGCUCAGCAGGGAAUUUACAGUGCUCUAUCUGGUGCUGGACUUACUGGAUCCUUAGCCAUGGAAAAUCUGGCAGAAGCUAUAAAUAACAUGAGUAACAUACCAAAGGGAGUGGGUCAGUCUAUCAAAGAUCUCUUCGGCUCUAAAAAACAGACACCGUGUGCCAAGGUCGACAUAUUGUGUCAAAUCAAUAUUUUCGGCUUGGGACAAACUCAUUACGCAGAGCAACCGCUAUGAGUGUUGGCAUUUAUUAAAGUGCAAGGGUUUUUAUAUAAUUUUAAGCCCGUUACUUGUAGACUAAAAGGGUAUAUUGCAAUUGUUGAAAAGUAUGUAACAGGAAGAAGGAAGCGUUUUCGACCCUAUAAGUAUAUAUAUUCUUGAUAUCUGAGUUGUGGGAUUUGACAUGCAAGUUUAUUGCAAAGCGGAGCUACGCCCACUCUAACUCUGUCACAUAACUCUGAGAUAUGUUAGACCUUUGCUAAUAUUUUAGAAGCGAACUCGCCUAUAGCGUUCUUUCUUGUUUGAUUUGAGGCCCCCGGACAUCCUCUCUGCGUCUCUUAAAACUCUCUGUAAUUUAAAAUAAUCAACUAAUCUUAAGUAAACAAUAAACUUGCUUUUUUUUCGGACCAAA
This is a messenger RNA of Drosophila elegans, 719 nucleotides long. RefSeq lists its product as uncharacterized. The coding region runs from base 2 to 325 and encodes 107 amino acids. NCBI's taxonomy places the organism in Eukaryota, Metazoa, Arthropoda, Insecta, Diptera, Drosophilidae. The record is from RefSeq and is a predicted model, not a curated record. The transcript is spliced from 2 exons.